AUGUUCCAGUGUGCUUUCUCCUCAAGUGUGCUUCAGCCGCACAGCACUUCCUGUUUAUUCAAACAUCUUUUUUACCACUCGGCAACCCCCGCUUCACAGAAACAGCCAGAACCCAUCUACAGCAAGAAGACGGAAAUCCAAAGGCAGACAGUGCGAGCUCACUCCGUCAAACUCUUCAUUUUCUCUGCACUUCAAGUGGCAAGACAGCUUCUCCUUCAGCAGCAACAGCAGCAGCAAGUUAGUGGAUUAAAAUCUCCCAAGAGGAAUGACAAACAACCAGCCCUUCAGGUUCCCGUGUCAGUGGCUAUGAUGACACCUCAAGUUAUCACUCCCCAGCAAAUGCAGCAGAUCCUGCAGCAACAGGUGCUGAGCCCUCAGCAGCUCCAGGUCCUCCUCCAGCAGCAGCAGGCCCUCAUGCUCCAACAGCAGCAGCUUCAAGAGUUUUAUAAAAAACAACAGGAACAGUUGCAGCUUCAACUUUUACAACAACAACAUGCUGGAAAACAGCCUAAAGAGCAGCAGCAGGUGGCUACCCAGCAGUUGGCUUUUCAGCAGCAGCUUCUACAGAUGCAGCAGUUACAGCAGCAGCACCUCCUGUCUCUGCAGCGCCAAGGCCUUCUCACAAUUCAGCCCGGGCAGCCCGCCCUUCCCCUGCAGCCCCUCGCGCAAGGCAUGAUUCCAACUGAACUGCAGCAGCUCUGGAAAGAAGUGACAAGUGCUCAUAGUGCAGAAGAAACCGCAGGCAGCAAUCACAGCAGUUUGGAUCUGACCACGACAUGUGUCUCCUCCUCUGCACCUUCCAAGACCUCCUUAAUAAUGAACCCACAUGCCUCUACCAACGGACAGCUCUCAGUCCACACCCCCAAAAGGGAAAGUUUGUCCCACGAGGAGCACCCCCAUAGCCAUCCUCUCUACGGACAUGGUGUAUGCAAGUGGCCAGGCUGUGAAGCAGUGUGCGAAGAUUUCCAAUCAUUUCUGAAACAUCUCAACAGUGAGCAUGCGCUGGACGAUAGAAGUACAGCUCAAUGUAGAGUACAAAUGCAGGUUGUACAGCAAUUAGAGCUACAGCUUGCAAAAGACAAAGAGCGCCUGCAAGCCAUGAUGACCCAUCUGCACGUGAAGUCAACAGAACCCAAAGCCGCCCCUCAGCCCCUGAAUCUGGUAUCAAGCGUCACACUCUCCAAGUCUGCAUCAGAGGCUUCUCCACAGAGCUUACCUCAUACUCCAACGACCCCAACCGCCCCCAUCACUCCUGUCACCCAAGGCCCCUCCGUCAUCACCACCACCAGCAUGCAUACGGUGGGACCCAUCCGCAGGCGGUACUCAGACAAAUACAACGUGCCCAUUUCUUCAGCAGAUAUCGCGCAGAACCAAGAGUUUUAUAAGAACGCAGAAGUUAGACCACCAUUUACAUACGCAUCUUUAAUUAGGCAGGCCAUUCUCGAAUCUCCAGAAAAGCAGCUAACACUAAAUGAAAUCUAUAACUGGUUCACACGAAUGUUUGCUUAUUUUCGACGCAAUGCUGCCACGUGGAAGAAUGCAGUGCGUCAUAAUCUUAGUCUUCACAAGUGUUUUGUGCGAGUAGAAAACGUUAAAGGGGCAGUAUGGACAGUGGAUGAAGUAGAAUUCCAAAAACGAAGGCCACAAAAGAUCAGUGGUAACCCUUCCCUUAUUAAAAACAUGCAAAGCAGCCACGCCUACUGCACACCUCUCAAUGCAGCUUUACAGGCUUCGAUGGCUGAGAAUAGUAUACCUCUAUACACUACCGCUUCCAUGGGAAAUCCCACUCUGGGCAACUUAGCCAGCGCCAUACGGGAAGAGCUGAACGGGGCAAUGGAGCAUACCAACAGCAACGAGAGUGACAGCAGUCCGGGCAGAUCCCCUAUGCAAGCUGUGCAUCCUGUGCACGUCAAAGAAGAGCCCCUCGAUCCAGAGGAAGCUGAAGGGCCUCUAUCCUUAGUGACAACAGCCAACCACAGUCCAGAUUUUGACCACGACCGAGAUUACGAAGACGAACCCGUAAAUGAGGACAUGGAGUGA
Messenger RNA from Puma concolor (puma), 2040 nucleotides. RefSeq names its product forkhead box P1 (gene FOXP1). The record is from RefSeq and is a predicted model, not a curated record. Gene Ontology annotation, biological process: regulation of transcription by RNA polymerase II. Gene Ontology annotation, molecular function: DNA-binding transcription repressor activity, RNA polymerase II-specific; RNA polymerase II cis-regulatory region sequence-specific DNA binding. Gene Ontology annotation, cellular component: nucleus. NCBI's taxonomy places the organism in Eukaryota, Metazoa, Chordata, Mammalia, Carnivora, Felidae.